AUGCCUGCUCCCGGUCCCGAUGCUCCUCUCCAGGAGCGCCUGCUCGCUCUCGCGCAAACUCUCCAAUUUGCUUGGUUCGCUGGCCACCUAACCCUCAUCUUCACCACCCUCCGUUACAGCUUCUCUUGGGUGCGCAUGAACUACUAUGGCGGCAUGGCCGUCUUUUGCUACCGGACCUCGUUUGUCGCCGCCGCCCUCACCUACGGCAUCGUCGUAUACAAAACCCAAAAGUCCCGCGCAAAGACUGGCACCCAGCUGCCUGGCGGUGUCAUCGGCCUCCUCGGCGACGAGAACAUCCAGUAUCUUUUGAUGGCCCUCGUCUGGCUUAUUGCCCCUCAGUACCCUCUCGCGCUGAUCCCUUACUGCGUCUACUCUACCUUCAACGCUGCCACCUAUAUUCGUGCCAACCUGCUACCCGUCAUCAGCCCUGCGCCUCCCGCCGCCGACGGUGCCUCGCCCCGUAAGACGUCCAGCCCGCUCGCUGACCGAAUUGGCGCCUUUGUCAAGGAGUACUACGACUCGUCCAUGUCCAUUGUCUCAGGCCUCGAGAUCCUGCUCUGGUUCCGCAUUGUCCUCUCUGCCAUCCUCUUCCAGCGCCGCUCCUGGAUUUUGCUCGGCCUCUACACUGCCUUCCUCCGUGCUCGCUACUCCCAAAACAACCACGUCCAGACCUCAUUUGGCCAGCUCGCUGUCCGCAUCGACUCUCUCGUGUCUGCCCAGGGCACCCCUCCAGUGGCCCGUCAGAUCUGGGACUCCGUCAAGAACUACACGCGUCAGUUCCGCGACGCCACCGAGCUGAGCCGCUACACUGGCGGUGCCGGCCCUGCUAAAAAGACCUCUUAA
Messenger RNA from Cordyceps militaris CM01, 843 nucleotides. RefSeq lists its product as uncharacterized. Gene Ontology annotation, cellular component: membrane; endoplasmic reticulum. NCBI's taxonomy places the organism in Eukaryota, Fungi, Ascomycota, Sordariomycetes, Hypocreales, Cordycipitaceae. Gene Ontology annotation, biological process: membrane organization; endoplasmic reticulum tubular network organization. The record is from RefSeq and is a predicted model, not a curated record. The transcript has 4 exons. Bases 1 to 843 code for a protein of 280 amino acids.